AUGCUAGGCAUUCACACAUGCGAUCAGCGCCGCAAGAUUUCUGAAAAGAGACUGCAGUACCCGCAGCUAGAGUUUUGCGGCUUCGAAAGCGAUGAAGACCUGUUGUGGACCCCCAAUUAUCGUGAGUCCGACGCUGAAAUCGACAGUCGCGCGACCAAGUUCUUGGACACGAUCUUUAAUCUGCCAGCGAAGAAUGUGGGUGUUGUUUCUCACAGCGUCUUUGGUGCUUCGCUUCUACGUGUGAUUGGCCAUCGUGCGUAUACCAUUGGAACUGCUGAGUUCCUGCCGCUUCUUAUCGAGAAAACUACAACGAUUUGA
Plasmopara halstedii is the source of this 318-nucleotide messenger RNA. Its product is annotated as Predicted phosphoglycerate mutase. Lineage: Eukaryota; Oomycota; Peronosporomycetes; Peronosporales; Peronosporaceae. The record is from RefSeq and is a predicted model, not a curated record. The transcript has a single exon. The coding region runs from base 1 to 318 and encodes 105 amino acids.